CCACUAGGGGCGAACCGGGCACGCCCGCUCCAGCGUGGUAGUCGACGUUGGUGAACUCUGUAAAAAAGGAAAUAAUUGAGAGUUUUCCUAAGCAGAAUCACUCCUCGUCUGCUUAUACACCUCGUAGGUAAAGUGAUUAUCGCUCUUGACCAGUUUUGUGCAUUUUUUGGGCUUGCUUCGGGUUCCAGUUAUAUUUCUUCAUAAAAGUCCGUCUUUAAUACUUCUUAAAUCGUGGAAACGACAGGAACAAGACUUCUCCUUUCGUUAGAAUGAGUUCCUUGAGUGAACAACUUAGUUCUUUCAAGAAGAAAGUUGCCAACCAACCUAUCUAUGCAAAACCUCAAAUUGAGCGGCCAACAGCCGCUUACGUUGCUAGCCGUUCGGCUACUCCUACAGAUGUUUCUGCAACUUCUAGCCCAGCGCCUGCUUUAGGAAAGAAAAAAAGAAGUAAAACAAAUUUAGUAUAUUCUCAACCGGCUGAUUCUGGUGUCGGUACACAUUACCUUUCCCAACUUCAUUAUGCUGUUGAAUAUUUGAAAGAGCGCAAUGAACCAAAAACAGCAGAGGAGAUUGCUUCGUAUCUCUCAACGCCGCUUACGCCUAUGCUUCUUCAGCUGUUAAAGAAGAAUGAUCGCAUUUUGUACGAUGCAAGACAUGAAACAUUCACCUUCAAGCCUCUUCACAACAUUCGUUCUAGUGCCGGUCUUUUGGCCUACCUAGACUCACUCAAGGUACAUGCCGGAAUGAGUGUUAAGGAGCUAAAGGACGGCUGGCCCAAUGUCGCAGCAGAACUGGAAGAAUUAGAGAAAAGAGGUGAAGUGCUUUUACUUCGAACAAAAAAAGAUGCUGUUCCGAAAAUGGUUUGGCGCAAUGACAGAAGUUGUGAUUGUCAUGUAGAUGACGAGUUUAAGUCGGUAUGGCAUGAAAUUCCCAUUCCUCCUACACUUGAUCUAGCUACUGAGCUCGGCAAGUAUGGUCUCAAACCAACUGCUGUGGAUCCGUCUACCGUCAAAAAGAAGACACUCAUGCAUGCUUCCAAACAAAAGAAGCCCAAAACCCGCCGCGGUAAGAUUACGAACACGCAUCUUAACAUUCUUCGUGACUAUAGUUCGAUGAAACCAUCUUAGAGAGUCACAAAAAGAACAACGAUGUGUCAUACAUUCCUUGUCCGGCGUCGCUACUCACCGUCUCUUUCACUUUUACAUCCACAAAAACUACCACACUUUCUAGCUGACUUUUGUUCAACCCAGCCCAAAACAAAAAAAAAAUAUUAGUAAUAAACAAAUAGAUAAUGAAUGUUAUAAAACACUUAAUGAAAACCAACUCAAUACCAUUCCACCACA
Messenger RNA from Schizosaccharomyces japonicus yFS275, 1343 nucleotides. Its product is annotated as transcription factor TFIIE beta subunit. Gene Ontology annotation, biological process: DNA-templated transcription; regulation of DNA-templated transcription; transcription initiation at RNA polymerase II promoter. Lineage: Eukaryota; Fungi; Ascomycota; Schizosaccharomycetes; Schizosaccharomycetales; Schizosaccharomycetaceae. The record is from RefSeq and is a predicted model, not a curated record. The transcript has 3 exons. Bases 270 to 1127 code for a protein of 285 amino acids. Gene Ontology annotation, cellular component: nucleus; transcription factor TFIIE complex. Gene Ontology annotation, molecular function: RNA polymerase II general transcription initiation factor activity; DNA binding.